AUGCCUAUUCCCCGAUCCCGCCCGAUGCGCUCAGGUUGCAUGUUCGUUUACUUCCGGGUAUGGACACGUGAUCGGUUGCUGCAAGGAUUCCGAUUGGUCAGGCACACCACGUUUCUAGGGUAACCAUGGGCGCAUUACCUCAUUGGCUAAUCCCUCGUGUACUGGGCAGUCAGGGCUCAAGAUUCAUCAUAGCGGGGGGGCGUGGUUUGACCGCCAACGAAGAUGGCCGCAUAGAGCGAGUGCUCCACACCCCGGCGCUCAAAAAAGAACAGUAACCUGCUAAUUUCCCGACCAAGGGCACAUACACCCUGCCACGAACACCCCAAUAAUACCACCGGACAAGGGGACCGGAUGUCCAACCGCAGACCGGCCAAAAAGAGCCCGAAAGAAGCUCUGUCAGUGGCGGACAUGCUGUCAGCACAGAGGCCUACAGCACGUGGGGCGUCUGCGGCCGCGGGCCCAAACUCCACGGACCCCCUAGACUGAUCCGGAGUGGGGGACCCCCCCCACGGAGGCAACCUCGAGUGCCAUACUGCAAUCCCUGGCCGAAGUGAAGGGCUACCUAGCCGAAGAAAUCAAAAGAACGGCGGCGGAAGUUAAGGCAGAAAUUGCCGCAAUAGGUGUCCGCACCAGCCACGUGGAGAAAAAACUGGACGUCGUGGUAGAGGCCCACAACACAGCAGCAACCCUCACAAAUAAGCUCCUGACACACAUGACCGAACUAGAGCUGGAAUUAGAAGAUAUUUCUAACAGAUCACGGCGGAACAAUUUGCGUAUCCGAGGCCUGCCGGAAUCCAUUGAAGAAGCGGACCUCGAAAAGAUCCUGAUAGAAUGCUUCAAACAUAGCCUGCCUGCUAUACCCGACCACCUUUGGGUCGUAGAUCGCGUCCACAGGGCGCUUAGGGCCAGAGGACCAAAAAACAGCCCGCCAAGAGAUGUAAUAAUGCGGUUGCAUUAUUACAAGACCAAGGAGGCCAUACUGCGUCACAGCAGAGCCCAGGCCUACGAGCCAGAAGGAAACACCAUUCAGAUCUACCAGGACAUUGCACUAGCCACCCUCCUCCAGAGAAAAGAAUGGAAGCCUGUCACAGACCUACUGAGGACCAGCGGAGUCCGAUUUGCAUGGGGAUAUCCCUUUAAAAUCCUCGUCUUCAACAGCCCGAAACCGACCGUCCUUCUCCCAUCGAUGAACAUUCCCGCCUUCCUCGCGGACUUGGGCAUCGAUCUCGCAUCGGACUUUCAGGCACCGCCAGCUAAUAUGGGCACUCUCUCCCUGAUUGAAGACACCGAAGAGACACGCUGA
This is a messenger RNA of Pelobates cultripes (western spadefoot toad), 1303 nucleotides long. Lineage: Eukaryota; Metazoa; Chordata; Amphibia; Anura; Pelobatidae. The record is from the annotation of a GenBank genome assembly.